Messenger RNA from Pogoniulus pusillus (Red-fronted tinkerbird), 1634 nucleotides. It is a transcript of the gene ATP6V1D, whose product is annotated as ATPase H+ transporting V1 subunit D. Gene Ontology annotation, molecular function: proton-transporting ATPase activity, rotational mechanism. Gene Ontology annotation, cellular component: proton-transporting V-type ATPase complex. The transcript has 9 exons. Lineage: Eukaryota; Metazoa; Chordata; Aves; Piciformes; Lybiidae. The record is from RefSeq and is a predicted model, not a curated record. Bases 189 to 932 code for a protein of 247 amino acids.
GGCGUCACAAACAGGCCGCGGGAGCCACUCGCCCCUCUUCCUUCCUGUCCUCGAGGGGCACGUGACGGGCGCGCGGGCGGGGCGCGGUGACGGCGGGCGCGCGUCACGUGAGGCGGCGGUGACGGAGGCAGCGGUGACAGCCGCAGCGGCCCCGCCGCCCUCUGCUCCCCGCUGCCCCUGCCGCCACCAUGUCGGGCAAGGACCGCAUCGAGAUCUUUCCGUCACGGAUGGCUCAGACCAUCAUGAAGGCUCGUUUAAAAGGAGCCCAGACAGGUCGCAACCUCUUGAAGAAAAAGUCUGAUGCUUUGACACUUCGAUUCAGGCAGAUCCUUAAGAAAAUUAUUGAGACUAAGAUGCUGAUGGGUGAGGUGAUGAGAGAAGCUGCCUUUUCACUUGCUGAAGCAAAGUUUACAGCAGGAGAUUUCAGUACCACUGUGAUCCAAAACGUCAACAAAGCUCAAGUCAAGGUCAGAGCUAAAAAAGACAACGUAGCAGGUGUAACCUUGCCAGUUUUUGAGCAUUACCAGGAAGGAGGGGACAGCUAUGAGCUGACUGGCUUGGCCAGAGGUGGGGAACAGCUGGCUAAGCUGAAAAGGAACUAUGCCAAAGCUGUGGAGCUGCUUGUGGAACUGGCCUCCUUACAGACAUCCUUUGUUACAUUGGAUGAAGCCAUUAAAAUCACAAACAGGCGUGUGAAUGCAAUUGAACAUGUGAUUAUUCCCAGGAUCGAGCGCACUCUUUCUUAUAUCAUCACAGAACUGGAUGAACGAGAACGAGAAGAAUUUUACAGGUUGAAGAAGAUCCAGGAAAAGAAGAAAGUAUUAAAAGAAAAGUCUGAGAAAGAACGGGACCUGCGGAGAGCUGCUGGCGGGGAGCAGGAACCAGCCAAUCUCUUAGCAGAAGAGAAGGAUGAAGACCUUCUCUUUGAGUAACCCAACACAGCUGUUAUAUGAUGAAGCAGGGGACCCAGAAUACAGAAUGUCAGGUUGCAAUAUAAUUCAGGACAUGUUGCCUCAGAGAUACUUACAUGGCUUCUCGGUGUACAAGUCUUGAGUCGAACAGACUGUGGAUUUCUCCUUGGAGAUUAGAAAUCUGGGAAACUGACUGCAGCACAGGAGGAAAAGCAGAGAUGAGGGAGGUGCUUCAUUAUCAGGAAAGCCUUCUGUUGUGUGUUUCUUCACUCAGUUGGAAUGACUAUCUUUGCAGGAUGAUUCUGGUUCUGCCUGAUCAAAUUCCUCUUUAAUUGCUACCCUUCCUAGUGCAAGCAGAAGGAAACAUUAUUUAGGGAGGGAGAUGCAUGUAAUGUUCUUUACUGUUGAACUGCUGCUGUUCAGGUUGCUUACAGCAGGUAUUGACACAGCUGAAGUCAAGUGUCACCAGAGGCAGCUCUAGUUUUCUAACCUGUAGAUGAAAUCCACAGUCUUCUGUGAUUUGUUUUUGUUGCACGAUUGUUACCACUGGCCUAAAGCAUCUAUGGUUUUAGGGGUUCUGCCAACUUGUGUACUGUCUGUGCUAGAAACAAUUAAACAUUUCAAAUGCUCAGAGAUCUGGUGUCUGGCUGAAGCUGCUAGUAGAUGGCAGUCUCAAAAGCUUAUCACAUUGAUUUCAAAAUAAAACCUUUACUUCAUCCAUUA